This is a messenger RNA of Orbilia oligospora ATCC 24927, 1068 nucleotides long. RefSeq lists its product as uncharacterized. The record is from RefSeq and is a predicted model, not a curated record. Bases 1 to 1068 code for a protein of 355 amino acids. The transcript is spliced from 3 exons. NCBI's taxonomy places the organism in Eukaryota, Fungi, Ascomycota, Orbiliomycetes, Orbiliales, Orbiliaceae.
AUGGCCGCAGUAAAACUCCCCGUAAAAGUUCGCAUGGGCGUACGCGAUCUCUGGGAACCGUCCAGCAGCCCAAUGAACCAGGCCAUAAGCGCAAUAUCGGCCAACAUCGGCAAGCAGAUCGACAUUCUCGUUGAUUGGGGUAUGCUUUGGACCGUCUUCAGUCAUCAACAUCCGGAUCCAGGGACCUUCGUUCCGUACUUCGAGGAAGCGGUGAAACAUUGGGCGUCAUGCCUUCAAGAACGCCUUGACAACGAUGCUCUUGAGAGUUGGACGGACGAGCUCUUGGAGAAGGUCAAGGCGGCUGGUGGAAGCGGUAUAAAAUUAGAAAUUGGAGUCAGCGAUGAUAUAUACGGAUCUGGCAGGCCGGAAACACUCUGGGACGACAGCUUGGAGCGGCUCAAGAUCUUGUUCCCAAAGAAAGGGGAAAAGGUGUAUGAGAAUGUCCUACAAGCAGGGUUCUCCGGCGAUUUCGAACACUUGUUUAAUGAGAAGGCUGCACCAGCAGCAAAGACUGGCGUCUCAACUCUGCCUAUUGGAGGAGGAGCUGGGCCAGCGGCAACUGGUACUCCAGGAGAUGACGAGGGCUGGUCCGUUGUGCCGCCUACCGCAUUAGCUGCAGCUCCAAUAUCUGCCCCUCCCCCAACGACAGCGACCCAAUCGCAACCUACUUUUGCUCCAGACAGGCUCCCCUCACUCCAAUCCUUAGGACGUCCAGAAGCCCUGUUCGAAACAUCGACCCCCUACUUGAUCUACGUCCGGAAAUACGGCGACAAGGAGCUCCACAUCGAAGGCUCACACCAAGGUAGUCUUACCUUGCUCUGCGAGUACUUCCAGAAAUGGGCUAGGAAGGAUAGAAACUACAACGGCAACGUUGUCGAGUUUGAAAAACAAACCUCACUCUUCGGCGUGAACUCAGGUUUUGACUACGUAAAGAUUACUUGUAACAGAUGGGAGCUGCUUAACCCCACCCCUUUCUUAGCUUUCAUUGAGAUCGUGCUCAAGUAUAGGCUUGUGGAAGCAUCAUCCGGUGUAACAUGGUUUUAUCGAAGGGAUCACCAGAUUCUCUAA